This is a messenger RNA of Rosa chinensis, 717 nucleotides long. Its product is annotated as zinc finger protein ZAT12. The record is from RefSeq and is a predicted model, not a curated record. Bases 45 to 524 code for a protein of 159 amino acids. NCBI's taxonomy places the organism in Eukaryota, Viridiplantae, Streptophyta, Magnoliopsida, Rosales, Rosaceae. The transcript has a single exon.
UUCCUUCCCUUCCAUGCAACUCAGCAAUAACGUUCACUCACAAAAUGAAGAGAGCAAGAGAAGAUGAGCAUCAAACCCAGGAUUUGGUCAAUUGCUUGAUGCUACUAUCCAAAGUAGAUCGGAACCAUUCCUCCUCAAUCCGAGAACAAAACUCCUCGGGCCGCGUCUUUGCUUGCAAGACGUGUAACCGGGAGUUCUCAUCGUUCCAGGCCCUCGGAGGCCACAGAGCGAGCCACAAGAAGCCGAAACUAGACGGUGGUGCCGCGGAUCUCUUACAGCUGGCCCAGCCUUCUUUGCCGGUGAAGCCCAAGGCGCACGAGUGCCCGAUCUGCGGGAUGGAAUUCCCAAUCGGGCAGGCGCUUGGGGGACACAUGAGGAGACAUAGAGACGUUAUGAGUUCUGCGGCGGAGCGGAUUAGGGCGGCGGCGGUGCCGGUGUUGAAGAAAUCGAAUAGUAGUAAAAGGGUGUCGUGCCUGAAUCUGGACUUGAAUUUGGCGCCGCCCGGUUAUCAUUUGAUAUCUUAAUAUGUAACUGGGGAUCCGUAGACCAGUGUUGCAGACUUGCAGAUACUGAUUAUUUCUGUAGUCAUUUAAUUGAUUCGUUAUAUAGAUACAGUAGAAAUUUAUUUUUUUAUUUCGUCCUCGAAUCAUUUUGAUAAUUUUGUUUCUUCAAUAUAUUGUUUUGUGUUUUUAAUACAAUGGACGGUUCAAGGCAUCA